Cucumis sativus (cucumber) is the source of this 2483-nucleotide messenger RNA. Its product is annotated as protein REDUCED WALL ACETYLATION 3. The transcript is spliced from 16 exons. The record is from RefSeq and is a predicted model, not a curated record. Gene Ontology annotation, cellular component: Golgi apparatus. Gene Ontology annotation, biological process: plant-type secondary cell wall biogenesis; xylan biosynthetic process; xyloglucan metabolic process. NCBI's taxonomy places the organism in Eukaryota, Viridiplantae, Streptophyta, Magnoliopsida, Cucurbitales, Cucurbitaceae. Bases 466 to 2088 code for a protein of 540 amino acids. Gene Ontology annotation, molecular function: acetyltransferase activity.
CGGCAACCACAACGAAAACCAUCGUCUCAACAACAACAAACCUUCUUCAUCUUCAUUCAUCUUCAUUCAUCUUCAUUCAUCAACCGCUCAGAACAACCACAGACUGAUUUAAUAAUACACAAUUAAAGAUUUUAGAGAGAGAGACAGAGACCCAGGGUUGUGAGAGAGAAACCGAGAGAGUUUGUUGAAUGUGAAUCUUCACCUUCGAUCUCCUCUCUUCUCUAUUCUCUUUCUAUUGGAUCCUUUCCUUAUCAUCUCAUCUCUCUCGCUCCCAUUCUCUUUACACACUGACGUCGUUUCUCCCUAACUCGAUUCUUCAUUCCCUUCCCCCCCUCUGUAUCUCUCUCGAUCUACACUUGUUUACACUAGAUUCUGCUUUUUUCUUCUUUCUUUUUGGAAUGUUCAACUGAUUUCCUUCUCUUUCUGUUUCCUUUUGUUCGCAUUUUGUAGUUUUACUCUGGAUUCAUGAUGGAGCCUUCUCUUAUUACUCCAGGACAGAUUUCGUUUCUUCUUGGAAUAUCUCCGAUCUUUGUUUCAUGGAUAUAUUCAGAAUUCCUUGAAUAUAGGAAAUCUUCAGCUCCUCCUAAAGCUCAUUCAGACAUUAAUCUGGCUGACUUGGGAGGCGUGACAGUAAAAGAAGAUGAUCAAGCCGUUCUAUUGGAAGGAGGUCUGGCUAGACCAGCGUCUGCAAAAAUUCAUAGUUCAUCCAUCACAACGAAUUUGAUUAGGUUUUUUACACUGGAUGACACUUUCUUGCUAGAAAAUCGUUCUACCUUGAGAGCAAUGUCUGAAUUUGGAGCAAUUCUGUUGUAUUUCUUUGUAUGUGACCGUACAUCUAUCCUGGCAGAUUCGAAGAAGAAUUACAGCCGUGACCUCUUUCUCUUUCUCUACAUUCUACUCAUCAUUGUUUCGGCAGCAACAUCUUUAAAAAAACACAGCGACAAGUCAGCAUUCUCUGGGAAAUCUAUUCUUUACCUCAAUCGGCAUCAGACAGAGGAGUGGAAAGGAUGGAUGCAGGUUCUUUUCUUGAUGUACCAUUAUUUUGCUGCUGCAGAGAUAUACAAUGCAAUACGCAUGUUUAUUGCUGCAUAUGUUUGGAUGACUGGAUUUGGAAAUUUUUCAUAUUAUUACAUCAGAAAGGAUUUUAGUGUUGCUCGCUUUGCUCAGAUGAUGUGGCGGCUAAAUUUCUUCGUUAUAUUCUGCUGUAUCGUUCUCAACAAUGAUUAUAUGCUGUACUACAUAUGUCCAAUGCAUACACUUUUCACUCUAAUGGUUUAUGGAGCUCUUGGUAUUUUUAACAAGUAUAACGAGAAAAGCUCAGUGAUAGCAGCAAAGAUUCUUGCUUGCUUCCUUGUUGUAAUUCUCAUUUGGGAAGUUCCUGGUGUUUUUGAUGCACUUUGGAGUCCUUUAACAUUCUUUUUAGGUUAUACUGAUCCUGCAAAACCUCAACUCCCUAAAUUGCAUGAAUGGCAUUUCAGAUCUGGACUCGACCGAUAUAUUUGGAUUGUUGGAAUGAUCUAUGCCUAUUUUCACCCUAACGUUGAGAAAUGGAUGGAGAAAUUAGAGGAAGCUGAUACCAGGAAGAGAGUCUCUAUAAAGGCGUGCAUCGUUACAGUUGCAUUGUCCGUUGGUUAUAUGUGGUAUGAGUGGAUUUAUAAGCUGGACAAAAUUUCAUACAACAAGUAUCAUCCUUACACAUCAUGGAUUCCCAUAACUGUUUAUAUAUGCCUGCGGAAUUUUACCCAGCAGUUCCGAAACUACUCUUUGACACUAUUUGCGUGGCUUGGCAAGAUUACCCUUGAAACUUACAUUUCACAGUUUCAUAUAUGGCUGAGAUCAAAUGUACCCAAUGGACAACCUAAGUGGCUUCUUUGUAUCAUUCCAGAAUAUCCUAUGCUCAAUUUCAUGCUCACCACAACAAUUUAUAUAUUUCUCUCUCUUCGGAUAUUUGAAUUAACAAAUACACUUAAGGCUGCCUUUAUCCCCACAAAAGAUGAUAGGCGUCUAUUGCAUAAUUUAAUCGCCGGUGGUGCAAUUGGUUUAUGUUUAUACAGCAUGUCAUUGAUUUUCUUCGGUUUCUUCGUUUAACGAUAUUAUGUGAAUGGAAAGAGCCAUUUCUACACUGUUUAUUUCCAGUUGGAAAUGUGCAAAAGUGAAAGGAAAUGAAUUUUUUGGUUGCAUAUCCCAAUUCGUUCGAUAGGCUUCCUUCAACUGUCCUUUUACGUUUUUCAAGCUUCAAAGACGAGGCUGUAGAAAUUUGCAACUGCAAGCAAUGAUGGCCAUGUUCUAAACUUCCCCACAUAAGAAGAAAAGAAAUAUAUAGCCGAUUUUGGUUACGUAGCCUUGUCCAAUUUUAUGUAUUAUAGCUGUUCAGAAUUGAAAUUAUGCCAAUUUUUAAGAAAAUGGAUUUCCAUUUCCAUCUGUUAGAAAUUAUUAAGAUAUGUUCAUCCUAUAAUAAAUUCUUCCCAUUAGUUUUGCCUCUU